ACACAAUGUGGAGGAUGUCUUGCAGUAUGGUCAAUGAAUGGUCAAGAGGUGAACUGUGACGUGCCUAGGUGCCCACCUGGUGUUCGUGAGCUGAGAUGUCCGAAUACUUUAUGUGCCGAUCCUUUUUGUCCUGAUUAUCCAAAUGCGGUAUGCAGACCAGAAACUUGUGGACAUUGUGGAGAAGAUUAUUUUCUAAAUGGAUUACAAGUCGACUGCUUCCUUUCUUUCCGGAAAAGAAUGAAGAAAUUAGCCCCCGUAUCAUUCAGUCCACACGCAUCCGUAAACCAGGGUGUUAUGCAACCGGCAAGUAUUGGUCAAGCUGCUCAUGUCGAUAUCAAUAAUGCAGCUGCCAGUAUACCAACUGUACCGUCUUCACUGAACAUCCAACUAAACUCACCAACAAUACAGCCAAAUGAACAACCCUCUAUUAAUAUCAAUAACGCCGGAAGCCCUGAUCAAAUGGCAGCCGCUGCAGCGGAUACAAGUGGAAUAAUGGGCGUACAACAUGAAAAUGGAGCCGUCACAAUUCACGUGCCCUCGCAGGGUGGCGUGGCGUCUGUAAAUAUCCCUGCACCAGGUACCAUCGAACUACCACCCCCGGUUAAUAUGGAACCCGUAUCACCAUUUACCGAAUUAGGAUUUGCAGAUCCUGCUGUUAAUGAAGCAGUAGUGGAACAGAAUAGAAAUGUCAAUCUACCGUCUGUCUUGCAUUCGCCUAUAGAUUCUCAAACUGCGUUAUCAGGUGUGCAAAAUCCAAACAGCCAAUCUACGAAUGUCCCUGUUGAAAAUAUUAAUGAACGGAACGUUAUGAAUAGACAAGAACCAGUAACUAGCAGUAAUCCAGCCAACCAAAACGGUCAGGAACCACAAAGUGGCUUCGAUAUUUUUGGUUUCCUUGGCCCAGCUCAAAAUGAACCAGUGCCAAUAAUUGCAAAUGAACCAACUUUCAUACCAACGCAAGCCAGUUCUACUUUACCCUCUAGUAAUAACCCAGUCCCUGCAGACACUGGCUUACCAGAUACUGCCAGCAAUCCAACCAACCAAAUUGGUCUGGAACCACAAAGUGGCUUCGAAAUGUUUGGUUUCCUUGGCCUAGGUAACAACGAACCAGUCGGAACAAUUGCAAGUGACCCAACAUUCAUUUCCACGCAAACCAGUUCUAAUCUACCGUCUAGUAAUAACCCAAAGCCUACAGAAACAGGCGUCUCUAACACCCUAAUUGAUUCUUCCGUGAAAAUUAGUAACACGCAAACAACCCAGGAACCCGAAAGUGCUUUCUCUUUUUUGGGCUUGGAAAGUCCUUCCUUAGUUGAAGUGCCUGUAAACAAUGUACCAAUCGCUGAUGCCGCCACGUCUACCGCAAACAACAACAAUAUACCGGUUGAUACACCAAAUCAGAUAACAGGAGUUAGUGUGCCUAUUGAUACUCUCCCAUCUAAUAUACCUCUUAGUUCACCUAUUGAAACACCCAAAGUAUUGAAUACAGUACAGGUAAAUGGGGAGAAUCCUGCUCCCCAAAUUUCAGUGGAGUCGAUAGCCCCACAGUUGCCAGGAAUGCCAAGAAUUCAAACAUCUAAUAUCCCUACAAAUAUAAACAAUCAACAGUCCCUGUCUAAUCCUGUACAAGUUCCGAUUGGGUCAGCAGCAAGAGUUACCACUUCAUUCCAAGCGAAACCCUGUCUUCCGGGGGUGAUGGAAGCUUCUUGUAUUGAAGACCCGUGUUACCAGCAAACUUGUCAUAUUCCGGGUGCAGUUUGUCAUCAAACAGGGUGUGGUAGUUGCCAUGCCGAAUGGUAUGUUAGAGACAGAGUGGUAGAUUGUAGUCAACCUUGUCCCAAAAAUACUAUUGAAGCAGUCUGUACGAAUCCAUGUACUUUCAUGAGUUGUCCAGCCCAUCCAAAUGCUAUUUGCAGAAUGUCCAAAUGUCAAGCGUGCACAGCAGAAUAUUUUGUAAAUAACCAGAGAGUUGACUGUAAUUUACCUCAAGAACCGUGUCCACCUGGAGAAGAACCACAGGGUUGUGUAUGUAUGAUGCCGCUUUGUCCACUUGAUUUGCCUGCACGAUGCAGGAUUGUUGGGUGUGGUAGCAGCUGUAGAAUAGAAUAUUACAAGAUGGGGCCUGCAGGUAUAGAGACAGUAGACUGCGGUUUAUACGGAAGAAAGAGGGGUUGAAUUUAGCUAUACUAAAAUGAUUGUAGAUUAGAAAGUGCUGGGAUUGUGCAUUAUUGUUUAUUUGGUUUAAAUCGUCUAGUUAUUUAUUUGUCAUGCACAUUCAUGCUUUUAGUAAGCUAUUAUCUAGAUGAGGGUAUUAAUUUAUAAUA
This is a messenger RNA of Patella vulgata (common limpet), 2321 nucleotides long. RefSeq lists its product as uncharacterized. The coding region runs from base 34 to 2172 and encodes 712 amino acids. The transcript has 9 exons. The record is from RefSeq and is a predicted model, not a curated record. NCBI's taxonomy places the organism in Eukaryota, Metazoa, Mollusca, Gastropoda, Patellidae.